GAAAUCGAACCGAGCUGGUCCACGCCUCGCCCUCCCUCGCCGCCGCCGCCGCCGCCGCCUCCGCCGCCGUCGAUUCGAGUUGCUCGGGACCGACCGGCCCGCCAUGGCAGGGAAGCUUAUUGCAAACUUGAUUGUCAUGGGCUCCAGUAUUAUAGGAAGGGCUAUGCUCCAAGCAUACCGGAAAGCACUUGAUAAUGCAAAUAAAACUGGUGUGGCCCAUGAAACAAUUAAUAACAUUCGUAGAGCCAGCAAAACAAUGACUGAGCAAGAAGCUAGGCAGAUACUUGGUGUAUCUGAGCAGUCAACUUGGGAAGAGAUUUUACAGCGCUAUGAUAAUUUAUUUGAAAGAAAUGCAAAAUCUGGGAGCUUUUAUCUUCAGUCGAAGGUCCACCGAGCCAAGGAAUGCCUAGAGAAUGUGUACCAAAAGAAUAAUAAGCAAGAUGUACCGCCUCCUUGAAAUUUGCAUUCCCCGAAAUCAUGUUUUUAGGUUUAUUCUUUCCGUCUCAUAACACAAGUGUACAUACCAGAAUUGGUGGCUGCUGUUGUAUCAUCACACCCUGUGGAAUCAAUAAGAAUCAAGUGCAGCGACCUUUGUUUGUACUCGUGGAAAACUGAUUUAUAAGGUGUCAAUAAACUCUAGCACGAAGCACGGUUAUGUUCUUUUGAUUUGACCUUAGGAGACAAUGAAAUUUCGUUUAUCAUCUCGUUUGCUUAUCAGGAGACUGGUCUGCCAG
Oryza brachyantha (malo sina) is the source of this 734-nucleotide messenger RNA. RefSeq names its product mitochondrial import inner membrane translocase subunit PAM16 like 2-like. The transcript has 4 exons. Gene Ontology annotation, cellular component: TIM23 mitochondrial import inner membrane translocase complex. The coding region runs from base 104 to 457 and encodes 117 amino acids. The record is from RefSeq and is a predicted model, not a curated record. Gene Ontology annotation, biological process: protein import into mitochondrial matrix. NCBI's taxonomy places the organism in Eukaryota, Viridiplantae, Streptophyta, Magnoliopsida, Poales, Poaceae.